This is a messenger RNA of Pseudomassariella vexata, 2367 nucleotides long. RefSeq lists its product as uncharacterized. The annotation marks the transcript as partial. NCBI's taxonomy places the organism in Eukaryota, Fungi, Ascomycota, Sordariomycetes, Amphisphaeriales, Pseudomassariaceae. The record is from RefSeq and is a predicted model, not a curated record. Gene Ontology annotation, molecular function: exopolyphosphatase activity; endopolyphosphatase activity. The transcript has a single exon. Gene Ontology annotation, cellular component: membrane; fungal-type vacuole. Gene Ontology annotation, biological process: polyphosphate catabolic process.
ACCAUGAUCCCAAUUCUUAUCUGCCAUUCUACCGAGCUGGAAAGCAAGAAACUGAUAUAUCACGGCUCACAUAGAUUUCCACCCUGAUGAAUUCUACAAAGUGCAUACUUCGACCGAAGAGAAUUUGGCAUGUCACAGAGGCCAUGGCUUGGCAGGAGCCUAUGGCGCAGAAACGUCGGAUUGCGACUCUCCGAUAUCCCUGCUGAAUUCAACCUUUGACUGGAUCGGUGCGAAUUUGAAAGACUCGAUUGAUUUUGUCAUCUGGACGGGCGACUCGGCGCGGCACGACAGUGACGAGACGAUUCCCCGGACCGAAGAGCAGGUGGUGCGCACCAACCGUCUGUUAGCAGAAAAGUUUGUUAGCACUCUGUCAGAUGACGAGGGCAUGACAAUUCCUGUCGUACCGACAUUCGGUAACAAUGACAUUCUCCCGCAUAAUGUCAUGGAGGCGGGGCCUAACAGAUGGCUUAAGAUGUACUCCGAUAUCUGGAAGGCUUUCAUCCCCCAGCAGCAAUUGCAUUCGUUUGAGUUUGGUGGAUGGUUCUACACCGAAGUCGUCCCAAACAAGCUGGCUGUUUUCAGCCUAAACACACUUUACUUCUUCGAACGCAAUGGCGCCAUUGACGAUUGCGUCCGGCCCUCUGAACCUGGGUUCAAGCAAAUGGAAUGGCUGCGUGUCCAGCUCCAGUUCCUCCGCUCCCGACGCAUGAAGGCCAUAUUGAUGGGACACGUUCCGCCUGCUAGAACAUCCAGCAAGCACAACUGGGAUGAGACGUGCUGGCAAAAAUACACAUUGUGGCUACAGCAAUACAGAGAUGUGGUUGUAGGCUCGCUGUACGGCCAUAUGAACAUUGACCACUUCUUCAUCCAGGACACGGAGGAUAUCGACGUCACUAUGCUUGAGAGGAGACCCAAGAAGCCCAAAAAACAUAAAAAGAAGCAAUCAAAAGGGAGGAAAAAACAGGAUGACCAACUUUUCCACAUCGAUUCAGCCGCGGAUUACCUCACGGAGCUACGCGAGCACUGGGCAAAGCUGCCAAAGGCUGCUGUACAAACUCUAGAUGAGGUAGACCCCAAAAAGAAGGGGAAAAAGGGCCACGAUAAGAUCGGUGGCAAAUUUGCUGAGCGUUACCAGCUGUCUCUUGUUUCACCGAGCAUCGUACCCAAUUUCUUCCCAACUCUCAGAGUCUUCGAGUAUAAUAUCACUGGCAUUGAAGAUACGCCUACUUGGGUAGAUGUACAACGGAAUGGUGGCAAGCACAAGUAUACGCUUCCCACAUCAGUGAUUGAGGAGAUUGGGGUGGACCCUCUCGAUGUGGACGAGGAGGAUGAGCAAGAGCUUCUGGGGAAAGAUGGAUCAGAGUUCUUGAUCGACAAGAAAAAGAAGGGCAAGAAGCCUAAGAAGCCCAAUGAUCCUUACUUGGUCAUUCCCGAUCCGCCCUCAGCGACCGAACCUCCUGGCCCUGCGUACUCGCUUCAGCCACUGACCCUGAUUGGUUACACUCAGUACUUUGCUAAUUUGACGCACCUCAAUAAUGACGUGGGCAAGCGCGACAUUAAAACGCACGACCUGCAAGCUGAGGAUGACGGGCUAUCAACGGAACGUUGGCAACCGGGCAUGCACAAGGGCAAGAAGCCAGGUCACAAGCCAAAGCCCCUCAACUUUACCUUCGACGUCGAGUACAGCACUUUUGAGGAUAAGAUUUACAAGAUGAAGGACCUUACGGUUCGCAGCUGGAUCAACUUAGCGUACCGCAUUGGACAAGUUUCCGCCAAGUCGAAAGCGCUUGCAGAAGAUUUCGAAGAUGUUGAGGACGAGGUCGAGGAGCACAUCAACGAGUCUGAUACAGACGAAGAGGAAAAUGAUAACGAACUUGGAGCCGAAAAGAAGAAAAAUAAGAAAAAGAAGAGUAAGAAGAAGAAGAAGAAGCACAAUAAAGUCUGGCUUCAUUUCCUGGAGCACGCCUUUGUCAGCACACAGAAGAAGAAAAAUCUAAAGAAGCUAGACUAGGUGCCAAAGAGCUUUAGAGAUUCGUUGCUUUACUUCUUGGCCUGGUUUUGAGAUCCAACCCCGUCUUGGGGAAUCAACUGCACACGUCGGCGUUUUGGAAUUGGGCAUUUGCAUAUAGGGAAGCAAGAGGGCAGGGAAAUGAAAGAUACCUCGGCGUUGUUGCUUCGGUGGGCAGACCGGCACUCUUGCCGCUGGAGGGACGGAGGGAUUAGGUUCUUUGCGGUUGUAUUGAGUAAGAUAGAAUAGCAUCGUCAUCAUUGCCAUGCGUUGUCAUUAUUAUUAGCAUUCAUAGGGCGUUUUGCGAGACUGUCGAAAUCGAAGGAGCAUUUCUAGCAUAUGCGAGAUAUCUAGACGUU